This is a messenger RNA of Gigantopelta aegis, 2807 nucleotides long. RefSeq names its product synaptogenesis protein syg-2-like. Gene Ontology annotation, molecular function: protein binding. Lineage: Eukaryota; Metazoa; Mollusca; Gastropoda; Neomphalida; Peltospiridae. The record is from RefSeq and is a predicted model, not a curated record. The transcript has 10 exons. Bases 46 to 2361 code for a protein of 771 amino acids.
ACAGUUUACCCGGAAGAAACCUAGUCUGUACAGAUCAGUUUAAUAAUGGUUCUGUUAUUGUACAUAGUUGUGUUUGUCACCGCUGUUAAUCACGUUCUAGGUUUGGCAACUACCACGAUUGAUUGUAUGGGAUACGGAAAUCCUGGACGGAGUACUGUAUUGACUUGUGAAACAGCGGGCACUAUAAUUACUGGAAUCCGUUGGCUUCGACCAAAUGGUGGAACACCAUUAGUGGUGAUGGCAUGUUACAAAGCUAACACUCUGUGUUUGCCAUCUGGUGGUGUAACUGGCUACAGUGUUUCUCGAGACUCGCCCACACACCAGACUCUCACCAUAAAAUCGUUCAACACUUCGGUAGAUGCUGGAGAAUGGAUUUGCCGGGAUGGAAUAACAGGAGCUGGCCUAUUUAGAUGUAAUAAAAUUGUCGCAAGUGGUCCAGACUCUGUUACACUCAAUCCUCCACCACCUGGGUCUGUAGUAGAAGGAGACAGUCUGACUGUAACGUGUGCUGCUGCUAGUUGUAAUCCACCAUGUUCCUAUUCUUGGACUCUGGGAAAUCAACAGAUCUCACCAACAUCUCGGUUAACACUGACAAACAUCAACAGGAGUCAGACAGGGAAUGUGUACACGUGUACAGCGACCAACUCUGCUAUACCAAUGUCUAAAGCUAAACAGUUCACACUGACAGUGUACUGUGGCCCAGACUCUGUUACACUCAGUACUCCAUCACCUGUGUCUGUAGCAGAAGGAGACAGUCUGACUGCAAUGUGUGCUGCUAGUUGUAAUCCACCAUGUUCCUAUUCCUGGACUCUGAGAAAUCAGCAGAUCUCACAAACCUCACGGUUAAAAUUGACAAACAUCAACAGGAGUCAGACAGGGAGUGUGUACAUGUGUACAGCGACCAACUCUGCUAUACCAAAGUCUAAAACUAAACAGUUCACACUGACAGUGUACUACGGACCAGACAAAGUCCAGCUAAAGAGCACUUCUCCUCUGACAGUGAAGGAAGGUGACGAUGUAGCUGUGUCAUGUGGAGCUACUAACUGUUCUCCAUCCUGUUCUUUCAUGUGGAAGUUUAAAUCUCAGAUAAAAUCAACCAGUUCUGUAUUGUCCUUAAAUAACAUACAGAGAUCAGCAGCUGGUGAUUACACGUGUACUGUUAGGAACAGAAACACACAGAAACCAUUAGACAAGACCAUUACUCUGGAUGCGCAGUACCGAUCUUCAAUCACUUCUCUGACUUUGAACUCCCAGUCUACAAGUGUUACAGUUGAUGAGCUAACUGCUAUGACUCUGAGAUGUGAUGUUGACGGUAAUCCAGAAUCUGACAUCAAACUGUUGAACAGCUCACAGACACUGGAUGAAGUGACAAACUCUAAACAGGCUGAGUACACGUGGAACGAGGCUGGAUGUCUGGAUACAGGACACUACACGUGUGAAGCAGGCAAUAGCAUCAAAUCAGCUAUCAGAGAAAGUGUACAGCUUGUUGUCAGAUGUUCACCAAGACUAGAUCAUCGAGUUCCAUUCCAGAAAGUGUUUGCAGCAGCAGUAGGUGGUAAUGUAACUCUGAAGAUAUCAGUAAUUGCCAAACCAACACCGACAUUCACCUGGUAUAAACUGACUGAUGGAAGCAAACAUAGUCUUGGGUCUGGUAGUCCAUCUACAACUGACGUAUCUGCUGUUGGAAAACUCACACUGACAAAUGUUCAGCAGGGAGACAUUGGAACCUAUCAGGUUGUUGUGUCUAAUGGAAUUAAAAGCACAUAUCUUGUGAAGAACCUGACACUUGAUGUAGCAGGUCCUCCGAAUAUUCCCUCUGAUGUCGCAGCAUGGAGCAGUGAUUCAAACUCAAUCUCAGUUGCUUGGAUAGAGGCAUUUAACGGAGGAUCGGAGCAGACGUUUAUUGUACAAUACAGAGAAGACACAACAUUACGGUGGAAAAAUCUAACUGAAGUUAUUCCUGAAAAUGGUCGUGGCACCAUCCAGAAAGCUGUCAUAUCAGAUCUUCAGUCAAACACGAGAUAUCUGGUGCGAGUUUUGGCUUAUAACAAAUAUGGAUACAAAGACUUUACCAAGGAACAGGACGUUUCGACAUUACCCCCAGGUGAAUGUCUUGUACCAGUUUCAUCGAACAAAGUAACUGGAGAAGGAAUUGCAGUAGCGAUUGGAAUCGGGAUUGUUGUUGCAGCUGCAGCAGUGAUUGUGGUUAUCUUUAUUUUGUGGCGACGAGGUUAUGUGUGUGCAUCUUCAAAAUCAGAACUCGGUAAUUCCGAAGGCCAGACAAACACAUAUGAGGGGCUGGGAACUCGAGAAGAUACGCCCUGUGCAAAAAUGGAACUUUAUGAAAAUCUCAAAACCUGAGGUAUACACAUCUUCUAAAAUUGGCUUAUUAAAAACGACUCUUUCAUUUUUCUUUAUGUUUGAAUGAUUUUUUUUUAACGACCACCCAUACUGCUUUGAAACGAAGAUAAAUAUAAAGAAUAAAUUCCAAAAGUAUUAACAGCUUGUUUUUGGCAGGAAUUGCAGCCCAUUGCAGCCCAGGUCAACUGCCAGAAAGACUUGCUAGCAGGUGAAAGUGAUCUAAUUUGAAAUGAGUGCCUCUCCACUAUUAUUAUUUUAUCUUAUUUUCGUGCUUAUAUCCAACUGAGGUUCAAGCACGUUGUGCUGGGCACACAUAUCGGCAAUAUCGACUGUCCAGGGCAGUGGGUUAGUGGUGAGUGAAAGAGAAGCUGGUGUAGUGGUCAUACACCUACCCACUGAGUUGUUAAACUCACUCUGAUUGGGAGCCAGUACCGAGAUAUGAACCC